Molecule: messenger RNA, 429 nt
Organism: Leptopilina heterotoma
Lineage: Eukaryota; Metazoa; Arthropoda; Insecta; Hymenoptera; Figitidae
Product: antimicrobial peptide 1-like
Exons: 2
Coding region: 65-292 (75 amino acids)
Source: RefSeq, a predicted model, not a curated record
AAAAUUGUAAACGUUUUUCAAUAUCUUGUUUCUUCUCACUUCAAAUAAAGGAAAACUUGAAAAAAUGGCCGCAUUGAGAGUUUCAUUAAUUUUGUUAGCAACGUUUUUGAUGAUUAUUGCACCCAGUGCAUUGGGACAGCCAUCACGGUGUAUUCGAAACGGUGGUCGGUGCCAAUGGACCGGAGCUUGGGGCAAUUGUUGUUCAACAUUUUGUUAUCAACAAGAAGGAUGGACCGAAGGCUACUGUCGUGACCGCGACCAACCACCAACACUUCCUCCUUCUGAAGCUUAAAUAACAAUUUUACCACUUUUCUUUACAACAAACGAAACAUUCGAUGUAAUUAAAUUACUUGCGAUGUUUCUUAUAUCAAGAAUAAUUGGUGUACAUUUAAAAAAAAAUGUCAUUCAAUAAAUGGCCAUAAAAACGCA